Messenger RNA from Ectocarpus siliculosus, 2313 nucleotides. Lineage: Eukaryota; Phaeophyceae; Ectocarpales; Ectocarpaceae. The record is from the annotation of a GenBank genome assembly.
AUGAUGAGGUCGUGGACACUGCUGCUGGUGUGUGCGGUGCUCCUGGUGCUUGGGCAAGCACACGGCAAGGGGCGCGACCCCACCAAGGAAGAAGACUGCUGCACUGCUCUCCUCGUCGAGGGAGAAGAGGGCUCGCUGGACGCAGCCGGGAAGUACGUUCUGCCGACCAUUUGCCGUGGAGAGCCUGCCCCUGCUAUGGCCUGCCCACAGCUGUGGUUUCAGAGCCCGGCAAUCAGCGACAACGACAUCGGAGAACCAGCUCGGCUUGCAUUCCAGCAACAAAGUGACCUCCGAGCUGACGAGUCCUGCUCGCCCUUGGAGUGGGAGCAGCGAUGCCCCCCCGGGGCGACGAUGCUUCUCUCAAAGAAGAGGGGUGGGUGCCGCGCGGCCGGCUGCGUCGCUGCUGCCAUGGAGGGCGAGCUCACCGCACAGUUGAUCGACGUGGACGAGAAACGAUUCACCAGGAAGCUCACGAAGGCCAUGAAGAGCUCACCCCCCUCGGACAUCGAACUUGUCCGCGCGCUGGUCGACGAAGCCACCACGAAGGGCUUCCGAUCAGCCGCCAUGGACGAGGCCACCAAGGCCGUUACAAGGCACGACGACCAGGCGAAGGCAUUCGCCGUGUUAAGGAGUCUUCCCGGGGCCCUCGCCCGCCAGGUGUCAAAAUCUUCGCUGGCUGUCGCGAGGCACUCCAAGAAGCAACGCAAGAAAAUUCUUGCGCUGCAGCUGACCAACAACAAGGUCCUGUCGACGGCCGCUUCUGACAAGGAGAGGUCGGCCCGGACGGAGGGCGACCUCCUUGCGAAGCUGGACACCGCCGAGGACACCAUCGCCUUCCUGACCGACACGGUGGCCGAGCAGCAGCUGGCCGCCGCGAUGGAAUCCGAGCGGUUUGACCAGGCCCUGCGCCAGCUCGACAACGAGCUCAAGACUUCGAGGCGAGCCGCUCGAGCGGAGCUCGAGUUUUGUGAGCGGGAUCUCGCAGAGGUGGACAGCGCGUCUGUGUCUCUCUCGCGCUUCACCGUGGAGAAGACCCACCACGAAGAUCCUCUCGCACCCAUGACCUGCCCCGUCACAGAGGUGGCGGCGCUUGGCAUGCACGACCGGUCUGCGGCGCACGAGGCGGCGCAAUGGACAUGCGCCCGCCUGCACGCGGUGCAGCGCAUGGUGGAUGCGUCGACAUCCAGGUGGGAAGACGACAAGGCGACGUACCAGCUUCAAGAGGCCGAAGGUAGGGACCGAGAAGUCGAGCUGAACCGCCUCCUGGACGCGGGUGAGAAGAUGCGGAAGGACCUCGAGGAUGACCUUGCCUUGUCUGAGGAGGAGUUGGACGAGACUCAGACGGAGCUGGAUGCGUGUGCCGCGGACAUCGAGGACAUCUCCUCCCGUUCGGUGGACCUUGUUCGCACCCUCCAGGAGGAUGUGGCAAAGACGGCGGUGCGCGUGGGAGGUCUCGCCUCUGCCGCCCCGGAAGCGGAAGACCUUGACGGAUCAGACUACGACAUGAUCCGCACCCGCUUGGAGGCCGUGCAGCGGCUGGUAUUGACGGCCACGUCGACGCUGGAGGCGGAAAUCUUCACGUGCCAAGGCGAGAAGGCAGACGCGGGGGACCGCGAAGCCGAGAUCGAGGAGCAGCGGCAGGAGCUCGAGGACGAGCUCGCCGUGUGUGAGGAGGAGUUGGACGAGACUCAGACGGCCGCUGACUCGUGCGCCGCGGACUUCGAGGACAUCUCUUCCCGUUCGGUGGACCUGGUUCGUACCCUCCAGGAGGAUGCGGCAAAGAUGGCGGUGCGCGUGGGAGGUCUCGCCCCGGAAGCGGAAGACCGUAUAGGGUCGGACUACGACAUGAUCCGCGCCCGGUUGGAGUCCGCGCAGCAGCUGGCAUUGACGGUCACGUCGACGCUGGAGGAGGAUAUCUUCACGUGCCAGGGCGAGAAGGCGGACGCCGUCGACCGAGAGGUCAAGACAGGCGAGAACAUGCGGAAGCUCAACGAGGACCUCUCCGACUGCGCCAACUACCUCACGGUUCGAGGACAUGCAGGAAAUGGCCGCUGCCGUGGUGUCCAACCUGUGCAGCUGCACGGGCGCGGGGGGGCAUCUGUGGGCAACGGCAGAAUCAGUGUCAGUGACAGCAGCGGUGACGUCAAUGAUACGGGCGUGGACGUGGGCGAGGACAGCACGGCCUCAGCCGGAGAUGGCACGGCGGUGCACCGAACGGAGGCUGACGAUGCCGGCAACGAGGAAGACGUGGAAGGGGAAGAGCCUGACGCCCACGUCAUUGACGCCAACCCACUUACGCUAGACGGGGUUUGA